AUGCCACAUGUAAAGACGAAAGGAUCCGUUGAUAUUUCCAUUGCACAGAUGCAGAAAAUUCUUACCCAUUCACGGAUUUCACAUUUGAAUGCACUCUCGAAUGAUAUACUUCUCAGAAGAAAUUUCCUCACUUGUUCCCACUUCGCUUGCUUUUCUCUCCCACGUGACGGUAACAUUCCCGUUAGCGCCUUCUGCCGCGUCGCAGGCCCACUUUCCACAAUGGGUUAUCCCUCGACGAUCAUCCUGUGGGAGGACGCGGUGCCCUACGUGGUGUGGGGCCACGUCCUCGUGUUCGUGUGCCUGCUGGUGGUGGCCACCGUGGGCAGGAGGCUGAAGCUGCGGAGGAAGUACGUGGACAUCCUGGACAGCGUGUUCCAGUUCGUGGCGGCGAGGACGGAGGAGCCCGGCCUCGACCAGGAGGACGAGGAGGACUUCGACGACGAAGGGGUGGUGAUCUGCCCGGAGUCCCCCCGCGCGGACCCCAGCCUCCACCAGGGCGCGUUCGGGCUCCAGGACUCGCUGCCGUACCUGACGGCGGGCAUGCGGGCCGUGGUGCAGGACUGCGUCAGCAAGAGCUUCACCUCCGCCGAACUGCGCACGUGGAACAUGCUGUCCAGGACGAAGCGGCAGCGGCGCCUGCGCAUGAGCCCCUCGAUGACGGCGUUCUGGGCGGCCGGCGUCGUGGUGCGCUACGGGUUCCUGCUGCCGAUGCGCGUGCUGGUGCUGUUGCUGAGCCUGGCGACGCUGGUGGUGCUGUGCUCCGCCGUGGGCCUCCUGCCCGACACCCGCUUCAAGAAGCGCGUCAACGCCUGGGUGGUCAGCUGGUGCUUCGACUUCGUGGCCGGCGCCAUCUCCGUCGUGGCCAGGUUCCACAACAAGGAGAACCGCCCCAGCUUCGGCAUCGCUGUUGCCAACCACACGUCGCCCAUCGACUCCAUGGUCCUCGCCACCGACCAGUGCUACGACAUGGUAGGACAAAAAACUAGAGGAAUUCUCGGUGUUUUCAUGACGGCGUUGUCUCGAUGCUCGACUCACAUCUGGUUCGAUCGAUGCAGCUCGCAAGACCGGUCUGCUGUCUCGUCUAAGUUACAGGCCCACGCCACAGACCACAACCUUCCUCCUAUCCUGAUCUACCCCGAAGGAACCUGCGUCAACAACACGGCUGUGAUGCAGUUCAAGAAGGGGGCCUUUGAGAUCGACAGCGUGGUCUACCCCAUCGCCAUCCGCUUCGACCCCCGCUACGGCGACCCCUUCUGGUUCCAGGACUCCUUCGGCCACUACAUCCUGAGCAUGAUGACGUCAUGGGCCAUCGUGUGCGACGUGUGGUACCUUCCGCCCACGCGCAGAGGCCCCAGGGAGUCGGGCGCGGCCUUCGCGGGCAGAGUGCAAGGCUUGAUCGCCCACAGGGGAGGCUUCGACCAGCUGGCUUGGGACGGCAUCUUGACCUUCCAGAACACGAAGAGCAAAGUGUGGACAAGAAAACAAGAAGAAUGGAAACAAGCGCAACAGAGGGAAUAUGCGAGACACUUAAGAAGUGAUAAACGAGAGGAAAGAGAGAAGCGAGGAGAAGAGCAGAAGCGGCAGAUCACAUACGAACUUACUGCCAGUAUAGCUCAGAGAAUGAAGAACCCGAAUUCUUACCUUUUCAAAGAUAACGGAGAACUGACUGUCGAGAUGUGUCUCAACAGAGCCAGGGCCGAAGUUAAGAUCAUGGGAUACGUGGGCCAACAGAGGUCGAACAACACAACUAAUUACAUAUAUCGAGGUUACGUCCGUUUUCGAGGUCAUGGAGGUGAGAGGACAAACAUUACUUACACAACAGACGAGGACCUUUACAACAGGGAUACUAACCAGAGUAAAGACCGAUCGACACCAAAUGUAAAAGAUGUUGAAGGUCUCAAAAACGUUAUAAAAUACUCAAGCAAAGAGCGGGGUGUUGCUCCUUGGCUCUCCGCAGGGAGUCUGCAGUCAGAGUCUAAGGAUCAUUGCAAGUCACAUCGGUAUUGGAAUAGAUUCAAGGACAGGCAAGGGCACAGUGAACCCUUGGAUCAAUAA
Penaeus chinensis is the source of this 2055-nucleotide messenger RNA. RefSeq names its product glycerol-3-phosphate acyltransferase 3-like. Lineage: Eukaryota; Metazoa; Arthropoda; Malacostraca; Decapoda; Penaeidae. Gene Ontology annotation, biological process: triglyceride biosynthetic process. Gene Ontology annotation, cellular component: endoplasmic reticulum. The record is from RefSeq and is a predicted model, not a curated record. Bases 1 to 2055 code for a protein of 684 amino acids. The transcript has 14 exons. Gene Ontology annotation, molecular function: glycerol-3-phosphate O-acyltransferase activity.